GUAGAGGCGGCCGCCGAGGAUCUCGCGAGAUGCGAGAUCCAAGAUGGCCGCCGGCCGCGAAUGCCGCCGACCGCGUGUGCACCCGUUCGCGGCCGCGGGUGGAAGGCGCGGCGGGAAAAAAUAAUAAAACUACCCGGUCCCCUUCUACCCGUCCCCACGAAGUCCCCGA
Messenger RNA from Pelobates cultripes (western spadefoot toad), 169 nucleotides. The record is from the annotation of a GenBank genome assembly. Lineage: Eukaryota; Metazoa; Chordata; Amphibia; Anura; Pelobatidae.